Molecule: messenger RNA, 1647 nt
Organism: Rotaria sp. Silwood1
Lineage: Eukaryota; Metazoa; Rotifera; Eurotatoria; Philodinida; Philodinidae
Source: the annotation of a GenBank genome assembly
AUGGCAGUACCUCUGAUCAAUAUAACCAAUACAUCUUCUGACAUCUCUGUAUCUGCAACUCGCACAUCACUAUCUUCGACUGCUAUUAGUGAUAAACUUCGUGUAUUGCGUGAAAAAUGUGCUCAAUUCAAAAAAUGUGACAUUCAUACGAUGAAUGCUCUUAGUGCAGCAGGUUUUUCUUAUACAAAUCAAGGUGAUACUGUACGCUGCGGGACUUGUGGACUCGAAGUAUCGAAUUGGGAUGCCAACAUGUCUCCAUUUCUAAUUCAUGCUCAGCGUAGUCCAUCCUGUUCAUUCGUUCGUUCAUUUCAAGCGGCACAGAAUCGUAUCAAACAAACAGCUCAUCAAAGAAAUGAAUCAAAGUGUUCUCGUAAAAAAAUCAUUUUUGAAAACGAUAUUGUUAAACAAGUUCGUGUUCGAACAUUCUCUAAUUGGCCACAUCAAACAUCACCUUCUCGUGCACAAAUGAUUGAAGCUGGUUUUUAUCGAUGCAAUGUGCUCGAUCGAGUCAUUUGUUUACAUUGUGAUUUGAUUUGUCAACAAUGGAUACCACUCGUCGAUGAUCCAAUUGAAGUCCACCGAACAUUAUCACCGAAAUGUCCUUUUGUAAUAGCCAUGCUAACAAAAACUGAAGAGGUAUCCAUAUCGCCACCGGCUAUUAUCAAUCAAUCAUCGACAAACAGCACUAAUCAACCUUCUUCGAGCCUGAACAACAUUGAAUUGUUACGUGUUGGUAACGUUGCUAGUGCUUCUCCCCAUCACAGUGCCUAUGCUGAAACACCAAAACGUGAAGCAUCCUUUGCGACCUGGUCCAAGGAAGAAUUACCUACCAUAGAUAAUCUUGUUCGAGCUGGUUUCUUCUAUAGUGAAACAGACAACACCGUGACAUGCUUCUAUUGCAAUGGUUCUUUGCAUGAGUGGAGUUCACACGACGAUCCAGUGAUGAAGCAUGCUCAUUGUUUUCCCCAUUGUGCUUAUAUCAAACAGCUUUGUGGUGAUGACGUUCUUCGUAAAAUUCAAGAAGCGAAGCAACUCGAACAACAACGUGAAAUAAUAAAUAAUGGAAACAUACAGACUAUGACAACACCAAAGAAUAUCUUUGACGAACAUACGUGUGGACGUAUGGUUGCUGCACGUCUUGAUUUGCCUAUUUCACAAAAAUUACUCAGCCAAAAUUUUUCUUUGUCAAUCAUUCGACGUUGUUGGGAAGAUCAACUUCGACUAAAAGGUGAUGAUUUUGUCAGCGAUAAUGAUUUGAAAAUCGCUUGUACUAUUCUACAAAAGCAGAUCGAAUGUAUCAAUGGAAAUAAAGAAAACAUAAUUGUACCCAGCAUAGAAAUGGCAAAACGUCGCGAGUCAAAUAACAACAAUGCGAUGGAAACUGAUUCAUCAUCUCUAAUCAAUAUAAGCAAUGGUCCCAUUUGUCAACCAUCAUCAUCAAACCAAAUGCCAACAAAAGUCAAUGAAAUGAAUACGGAAAAUAGUAAAUCACCGUCGAAUCCCUGUGCACUCUGUUUGACAGAAGAAAGAAAACUCGCUUGUAUACCAUGUGGUCAUUUGGCAACAUGCGUACCUUGUGGUCACUCUCUACGAAAAUGUCCUUUGUGUCGACAAAACAUCAAAGCUUAUCUGAGAAUUUAUGUCUAA